ACAACUGAUCCGCAAAUAUAUCAUCCACACAUAACGCCUGCCGAAGCCGAACCAUUCGCCCGAACAUUCCUCAUUAAUUCGACACUCAUCCUGGUGCCCAACAUGAUGACCAUCAUCCUUGACGAGAACUACGGCUAUGUCUUGCUCGCGGCAACGAGUACUUGCCUGCUCAAUACCGUCCACACUCUCAAUACAGGCCAUUUCCGGCGCGCAGCUGGUGUCGAGUAUCCCGCCGCCUAUGCCCCACCCACACGUACCGACAAACUUGCUCUACGUUUCAAUUCGGCUCAACGUGCGCAUGCAACCUACACUGAGAACCACCCGAGCAUGGUAGUGGCCCUAUUAAUUUCUGGCUUACGAUUUCCCCUUACAGCUGCUGCGCUGGGCCUAGGCUGGACCUUGAGCCGCUGGAUGUACAUGUCAGGUUACAGCCGAGGCGAUGAGGCUGGUAAGGGACGAUAUCGUGGUAUUCAAUUUUUCCUAUUCCAAUUUGCACUCAUGGGUAUGGCGGGCUACGUGAGCCUGGCCCUGACCAUGGGUUGGUGA
Molecule: messenger RNA, 546 nt
Organism: Blumeria graminis f. sp. triticale
Lineage: Eukaryota; Fungi; Ascomycota; Leotiomycetes; Helotiales; Erysiphaceae
Source: the annotation of a GenBank genome assembly